Molecule: messenger RNA, 4764 nt
Organism: Bombus huntii
Lineage: Eukaryota; Metazoa; Arthropoda; Insecta; Hymenoptera; Apidae
Gene: otd2
Product: homeobox protein otx5-B-like
Exons: 7
Coding region: 1924-2946 (340 amino acids)
Biological process (GO): regulation of transcription by RNA polymerase II
Cellular component (GO): nucleus
Molecular function (GO): DNA-binding transcription factor activity, RNA polymerase II-specific; RNA polymerase II cis-regulatory region sequence-specific DNA binding
Source: RefSeq, a predicted model, not a curated record
CUCUAGGAGACUGGGAGAAGAAUCGUACGGUAUCAAUUUUUAUAGACGUAGGGUUAUCUGUACGAGUACUUUUCGCGGUAAAUGGGAAAAAAGAAAAGCGACAGAUAGCCGGAGGGCAGGGACAAACCCAACCAAUGGAAUCAAAUUCGGACGCUGCGGUGCGCGAAAACCUCGAAAAUGCCGGCAUUUAAUCGGCGAGGCGUACGCCGAGCUUUCAUUCAACCAAAGAGGGAAUAUAAAUCCGCGGACGAACGUGCCCUGCAAUAUUCCCAAACAACGAGAGAACUUUUUCCCGAAUCACGAAAAAACACUGGCAAAUUACACUGAUUCAUAAAUAACUGCGCGUUGCAACUUCCAGCUGUCCGUGUAUUUAUAUAUAUAUAUAUAUAUAUACAUGAAUAAAUAAAAUAUAUCUGCAACUAUAUGCAUAUAAUAGAUACUCGCGGUAAACGUAGCAAUGCGACGAAAACUGAGUAUUUCGAUUGUUUUAUAAAAAAAAAAAAAAAAUACCAUCGAAGAAUCUACUCAGCGUUCCACAAAACGAUACAAUUUACAAAUAGGUAGUUUCAUCUUUUUAUUUUUAUAUAAAAUAACAUGCCGAUAAAAAAAGGAGCAUUCCAUCGGUAGCGUUGUUGCACGCAAGCGUCGGUACACGUUUUAUUAAUUACACCCGGUAUCGGUUAGCGGGUAUUUUCUCCCUGUUGUCGCUUCGCAGUUAAAUAACCACACGACGUUGUCAUAAAAAAUUUAAUCCGCUCGUAUUUUUUCUCGCGUCACUGUUCCAUUAAACGAUUCGCAAAUCGCGUGAAAAAGUAACUUCUUCUCUCUAGAAUUGUACCGAGUUUGUCUCGUUGCAUGAACGAUAGCAACGAGAUACGUACGACGAGUCUACCGAUUUCGUUGUCGAUCGAAUGUCGAGCGAAACUGAAACACCGCGUCGUAACGAAACGCGUACGUUUCGCGGACAGAACUUUCGAGGGAAAUCACGCGCGAAUCGUGACGACGCGACGGAACGUCCGUUCGCGGAAACGAUUCCACGGGACAAUUCGGUUGCCGAAACGUUCGACCGUGGCAGAGUGUCGAGAGAGUUGGCCAGCAGGAUUUCCACGGAAAUAAUCUGCUUACGGUAAUCUUCUUGGCUUGCCUCCCUCCCGGUUAAGGUCCGCCUUCCACGAGGAGGACCUCCGUCUCCUCGUCGUGCAUACGCGGUGAAACAUCCUUCCCGUGAGCGGAGAACGCUUCGAAUUCUAGUCGGCAUCAGGUUUUCGCAAUGUAUCGAGGACGUUAUGUCGUUCCUUUUUCCCGCUCCUAUGGAACAAACGGACGUAAAAAGUUUAAGAACGAGGUUAAGGCGUCUGUCGGAGAGAACGCAGCGAUAGUACGUGGUAAACGAUUGGCAAACGUUCGAGUAUCGAAGUACGAACGAACGAACGAACGAGGGAAAACGAGAAUGAAAACGAGAACGAAGAUGCUAAUCUCGAUCGUCGAGUGUCAGCGACGAGUUCGAAGAAGCGGAUCGUGUCACGUGUGAUUGGUUUUAAGAUGGCGCGAAGAACCUGGAAGCGAAACUGCGGAGAAGACGCGGCCACAGUGCGAACGGCAAGGAACAGGAACCUUCUCGAAAUUGGCUCGAGAUCGGUAAGUUUGGUCGGUCGUAGAAAGAAGACGGGAAUAGUGAAAGCAAAAGAAGAAAGGAAACGGAAGAACUGGAAGAAAAAAGGAAGAGCUGAUCCCCGAAGAGAAGAGGGUAGCGCAACCCCAUUGGAAUGUUUUUUCUUGCAACCGAGAAUAAAACCUAACUAUCCAAGUGAGAGAACAGCUUCGAAGAUAGAAACGGCAGCUAAUUGCGAGGAGCGGAGGAGGUUUGCGUAGACUCGGCCGCGAGGCGGGCGGGUGGUCGUGGUGGGGGCCGAGGGGGUGGUGAUGUGGCCGAACAGCCUCGGCGGUACAUCCGGCUGCAGCGGGGGCGCCGGCGCCACCGAUCUCGGGGGCCUCGCCGCCUCCACCACCUCGGCCUCCGAUCUAUUCGGGCCCGCCGCUUUCGGGGCAUCCGCGGCCGGGCCCUACGGCGCCCUCAAGACCAACCCUUACGUCAGCGCUCUUGGUAUGCCGCCUAUCGAGGCACUUCACUCCACCAUUGGCUACCCUGGUUGUACUCCCGCCGGUGAGUCCUACUACUGUAACCCAAGAAAGCAACGCAGGGAGCGAACGACGUUUACCCGGGCGCAGUUGGACGUUCUCGAGGGACUGUUCUCGAAGACCAAAUACCCGGAUAUUUUUAUGCGGGAGGAAGUAGCGAUGAAGAUCAAUCUACCAGAGUCGAGAGUGCAGGUGUGGUUCAAAAAUCGCAGGGCCAAGUGCAGGCAGCAGCAGAAGCAACAGCAACAACAACAGGACAAAGCACCGAGGUCGAAAAAGCCCUCCGGGAAUCCAAGCAACAAUCCGCCCUCUGGAAAAAGUCCUUCGAUUGCUACCACGCCCACGCCUGCUGCGGCGGUGCCUGCCACAACACCUCUAAGCGGAGGUACAGGUGGUUCAGCGGCCAGCUCCCCGGCUCUUCUGAGGGAUUCUCCUCAGUACAAACCAGCAGGAAGCGCAACCAGUUUGCUCUUGGCUACCAGUACGACCCCACCGAGCUUAGGGGGAACGGUGUACAGCAGUGGAGGCAGUAGCAGUAGUAUCUGGAGCCCGGCUGUUACGGAGAGCGGUGGAGGAUUCCCCGGUGACCAUCAGAGGUUAGCGUGGACCACAACCACGUCUCAACAACAGUGCUACCAGAAUUACUCUUCUUAUUACACUAAUAUGGAUUAUCUUUCUCCCGCCUCGCAUCAAUUAAACGUCGUGGAUGGUGGUGGAAGCGGUUUAGACAAUACAUGGAGUAAAACGAGGGACGAGAGUGCUUCGUCCUGGUUUUAUAACAGCGCCGGAUGGGGCGAUCGGAAGUGAAUCACAGAGUCGCCGGUUGAUGGAAACAUCAAGGCUUCGGUACAUAUCAUCGACAAUAGCUAAACGGACUACUCCGACAGUCAAUGGCAAUCGCUGUUAUUGGCACGCGAAACACGGCCAAAGACGGUCCCCUUCGUGUUAGACAUAUCGUUGAACCUCGGUACUUUACCGUAUGGCUCGUGAGUGCCAUAUCCGUUCUCUUGCGUUCCAAUGAAUCACGUAGUCGAAUUUAAAUCGGCGUGUUCGUUUCGAGAGUACGAGCUAAGUAACUGGUUGUAACGCGAACAAAGCGAACGAGCGAAGUAUUCGAAACGUUAACCGUUUAAAAUUAGCUGUCUCGACGUAACCUUCGAUUUAACCAGAUGCAACUUGGUACUUUGUAUAUUCGAUCUAUCGUUCCUCUACGUUAAAAUGUGCAAUUUGAUAACGAUUAUCACGAAUCCUUUCCGUUCUUUGUAUGUACGCUCGCUUGUUAUUACCCUAGUCAUCUCGAGAGUAGAGAUCGACGAGAGCAUUUCGGACGAGAAGGGCAAGAGGGAGUGGAGCGAUCGCGUUUCGUCGUCUUUCCUCCCCGCUUACAGUCAGUGUUACACACAUGUGAUACCGUUUGUACACGGGAAUUCAUCUACUGAAGGUAUCUUGUUGCGCGAAAUCACGAAUUUUCUAAUUGUAUACUGUGCCAAAGGUAAUCGUUCGCGAGAGGAUCGAACCUUUCGGUGUCAGGGAGACACUCUCAUGUAUAUAAUAUACAUAGGCUUGCGCCGUUUGGAAGAAUCAACGUAGCUAGGUAGAAUUUUGCAAAAAGCAACGGCAAAAUAAUGUCGGCCCUUCGUUAUCUUCGUUAAAGAUUUCUCGAGAAACAAAAGUUAUGUACGGAUAUGCGCGUGUACGAAUACCAUGACACGUACCGUGUACAUAAGUUAUAUAUAUAUAUAUACAGGGUGGUUGGUAACUGCGGUGGUGGUACAAGCGGAAAGGGGGUGAUUCUACGCGAAAAAAGAAGUCGAAAAUAUAGAACAAAAAUUUUCUUUUUAAUUUUUUUUUUUUAAUUUUUCCAUCGAGACAACGAUCUACAGUGAGAUCCGUUAUAGCGAGAAGUGAUAAAGAGCACGCGUACCGACCGAAAAUUCAAAGUCGAUUUUCUAGAAAACAAAGCCUCAAACGAAAAAUGUUUAUUCUGUAUUUUCGACUUCUUUUUUCGCGUAGAAUCACCCCCUUUCCGCUUGUACCACCAGUUACCAACCACCCUGUAUAUACACAAGGACAUGCUGAUCAUCUGUGUACAUAUGUACCAUUUUCUAAAAAGUAAUUACGAACCGAUAGGACAUUUCGAGGAUGAUCGUCGUUAUCCAAAGGUCGCUAUUUUAAUUCUAGUAUUCGUAUAAAUCUAUGAUGGGGGUUUAAUUCGUUUUACUUUGAAUAUAAUACUGUGUAAAUAAGAAAAAAAAAAAUUUGCGCGCAUGCUCAACACAGAGUGCUAGGCGAAAUUUAUAUUUUCACUUUUUCGAUCCUUUUCACUAAGGUCGAUAUAAGAAACGAGAUGUCACUUCUCAUUUGCGCAAUCACUGGCACCUCGACUAACGCAGAGGUCGGUACGUUAUACGUAACAAAGAGGUCGAGGGAUAAAAAUCAAUAUGUAAAGUGACAAAAAAAAAAAGAAAAAAAAAAGGAUAUAGUAAACGUAGGGAUGUAAGUAAUAUGGUCGUUUAGGUUGUUAUUAUAAAUAUUAUCGAUAACGAUACUACGAUUAUCGACAGAGACAACAACGACGUACGUGUAAUAAGAUGUAUGAAAUAAUAUAUCAAAUUUGAAUUGUAA